AUGGAGAAAUCAAGUGUUAUGCUGCUCCUCCUCCUCUCUUCAUCCCUCGUGAGUGGAAGUUCCAUCUCCAAGAAGGAUUUCCCCGAAGGCUUUGUCUUUGGCACUGCUUCUGCUGCUUAUCAGUACGAAGGAGCUGCUCAUAUUGACGGAAGAGGACCAAGCAUUUGGGACACAUACACUGAAAAGCAUCCCGACAGAAUCGCCGAUGGUAGCAAUGGAACUGUUGCAGUGGAUUCUUAUCAUCGUUACAAGAAAUAUUCGAGUCUGAUGAAUGACAUAGGUUUCGAUGGUCAUAGAUUCUCCAUAUCAUGGUCAAGACUACUUCCUAGUGGAACAAUCAAAGGUGGGGUGAACCAAAAAGCCAUAGAUUUUUACAACAAUCUCAUCGACGAUCUCCUGAAAAAAGGCGUGAGUCCUUUCGUAACGUUGUUUCAUUGGGACACUCCUCAAGCCCUGGAAGACGCGUACGGUGGAUUUCUCGGUAGACAGAUCGUAGAUGAUUUCGGAGAUUAUGCCGAUCUAUGUUUUCGAGAAUUCGGAGAUAAAGUGAAGUACUGGAUGACGAUAAACGAGCCUCUGACGGUAGCAGAAUCCGGCUACGGUAGCGGAGGAAUGGCUCCGGGGAGAUGCUCAAAAUACGUAAAUCCGAAUUGUUUCGGCGGAGAUUCUGCCACCGAACCCUACAUCGUAUCCCACCACCAGCUUCUUGCCCAUGCCACCGCCGUGAAAAUCUACCGUGAAAAGUACCAGGCUUCACAAGGAGGAAAGAUCGGGGCGGCGAUAAACUCGUACUGGAGAGUACCGAUAACACCCCCACCCUACGAUGAUCGUAUGGCAGCGGCUCGAUCCAUCGCCUUCCAAUACGACUGGUUUUUGGAACCGAUGACAUCGGGACAUUACCCGGAGGAUAUGGUGAGCCACGUGGCGGAGCGGCUACCGAAAUUCACACACGAAGAGGCGAAAAUGCUCAAAGGAUCGUACGAUUUCGUCGGAAUCAAUUACUAUGCUUCUAAUUACGCGGCCGAUGCGCCAUGCACCACCGUCAAUAUGAGCUACGGGAGUGACCCUUGCGUCAAAAUCACGAACGAUCGAAAUGGAGUGCCUAUUGGACCGCCGGGUGGGUCGAGUUGGCUCGUCAUUUACCCAAGAGGCAUAAGAGACCUCAUACUCUACACUAAGUACAAAUUCAAAGAUCCAGUCAUCUACAUCACCGAGAACGGUUACAACGAGAAAGAUGUCGGAAAAAUAUCCCUCGACGACACCAAGAGAAUAGAUUACUUCUCGAAACACCUCAAAAUGGUUCGAAGUGCAAUUUCAUUGGGAGCGAACGUUAAAGGGUAUUUUGCGUGGUCGUUGCUCGACAAUUUCGAAUGGUUCGAUGGCUACACGAUCCGUUUCGGGAUGACGUACGUCGACUACAAAAACAAUCUGAAACUGUAUCCGAAGAAAUCGGCUAAAUGGUUUAAGAAGUUCCUCCAUAGAUGAAGCUUUGAGGCCUGUGUACGUUGGAGCAGAUGAGGGUUUUUCUUCUGAAUAAG
Tarenaya hassleriana is the source of this 1538-nucleotide messenger RNA. Its product is annotated as beta-glucosidase 13-like. The transcript is spliced from 14 exons. NCBI's taxonomy places the organism in Eukaryota, Viridiplantae, Streptophyta, Magnoliopsida, Brassicales, Cleomaceae. Gene Ontology annotation, molecular function: beta-glucosidase activity. Gene Ontology annotation, biological process: carbohydrate metabolic process. Bases 1 to 1485 code for a protein of 494 amino acids. The record is from RefSeq and is a predicted model, not a curated record.